Messenger RNA from Sinocyclocheilus anshuiensis, 4952 nucleotides. RefSeq names its product nfe2 like bZIP transcription factor 1b (gene nfe2l1b). The transcript has 6 exons. Gene Ontology annotation, molecular function: RNA polymerase II cis-regulatory region sequence-specific DNA binding; DNA-binding transcription factor activity, RNA polymerase II-specific. The record is from RefSeq and is a predicted model, not a curated record. Gene Ontology annotation, cellular component: nucleus. Bases 487 to 2889 code for a protein of 800 amino acids. Lineage: Eukaryota; Metazoa; Chordata; Actinopteri; Cypriniformes; Cyprinidae. Gene Ontology annotation, biological process: regulation of transcription by RNA polymerase II.
CUCAGUUCAGCCAAGUUGUCGGCAAGAGGAAAUUCUGCAAGUCAUGGUGGGCCAUUCAAAGCGAGAGGGGAGUGACAACCACAUAGAGAUCUAAGGGAAUAAAUGCGUAGUUAGUUGGAAGUGACUGAUGACAGUGGCUGUUUAUGCAUGUAGAGGCAUUCGGAGUCAUUUGUCAGUAAACUCUUCCUCAGCUUGGUGAACUUUGAAAGUGCAUGCUUGCAAAUAUAUAAGCUGGCUAUUAUUUGGGUGAAAAAAAAGACAACAAAAGAGGAUUUAUCUUCACCUUUAGUCCUGUUUUAUUAGAAGCACAUGACUGUGAAACAAAGCGAGCAUCCUUUUAUCUUGUCUCAGCUUUCGAUUUUCUAUCAUAUACAAGGCUGACCAUAACCUUAAUUGGGUUUGACAUUUGUUUGUGUGUAUUUUUUUUGUUUUUGCUUUUUAGUUCCUUUUUAAGUUUUUUUUUCUUUUUUGUUCCUUUGCAAAGAAAUGCUUUACUUGAAAAAGUACUUCACAGAGGGUCUUAUUCAGUUCACUAUCCUCCUGAGUCUAAUUGGGGUACGGCUGGACUUGGACACUUAUUUAAACAAUCAGCUCCCCCCACUCCGUGAGAUCAUCCUGGGCCCCAGCUCGGCCUACACCCAGACGCAGUUCCACAAUCUCCGUAACACCCUGGACGGCUAUGGCAUCCAUCCUAAAAGUGUGGACCUGGACCAUUUUUUCACCACUCGUCGGCUUCUGAACCAGGUGCGCUCCCUGGAUCAUCUGCGUGUGCCCAGCACCGAGCUGAGUGCCUGGCUGGUGCAUCGUGACCCUGAGACUGUGGUUUCGGCAACCAGUCAGUCUGGCCCCAGCAUUGCCCUGGACAAUGGGGGCAGCCUGGAGGACGUGAACAACUCCGAAGCCUCGGCAAUGAGAGGGACUGGCGGUGCUUCUGAGACCACUUACAGCCUCAGCGGAGAGGACAGCCUGGGAGCCGUGGCCCCUGAGGACAGUCAGGAGCAAGGGGAGAGAGAGAGCAGCGACGACCUCUCCAAAGAGGACAUUGACCUCAUAGACAUCCUAUGGAGGCAGGAUAUUGACCUUGGUGCUGGCCGAGAAGUAUUUAACUAUAGCAGUCGGCAGAAGGAGAGUGAGGCUGAUAAACCUAAUGAAGAGAACGAGGAGGCAGGUGGAAGAGAGCAAAGCUGGAGAAAUGGACGUAAUCUCCAAGCAGUGCAGAGCCUAACUCAUGUUGAUGGAGAGACAGGAGAGAGCAUACCUGCGGAGCUUACCAGUCUCGGUGCUCAGACUUCAUUAUCCCUGCAGGAAUGUCUGAGGCUUCUGGAGGCCACCUUUCCAUUUGGAGAAGAGCCAGAGUUCCAGGCCACUGAACCCACUUCACAGCUGAGAGCUUCAACUGAGGAAACACCUUCAACAUCACAAGGGAUCCCUCUACAAGCCCCUGUGUCUCAGUCUGAUACACCUCUAGACCUGGAGCAGCAGUGGCAGGACAUAAUGUCAAUAAUGGAACUGCAGGACAUGGAGGUGAACAAUACAGCAGUAAAUGUCACCAUGAAUAAUGACCCCAAUAACAACAAUGCCAGCACCACCGAAUCAGCCACAAUAGGAAGUUUUGAACUCCCACGGUCCACUCUCAUUAACCAGGAUGUUAGUCUCCACCAGGCUUCGCUUCCCAGUUGCAGCCAGGACUUUCCCACACUCUUCAACCCCGAGCUGGAUUCCACCAGGGUACAGCGGCCUACUUUAGUCAGGCUCUCUUCUAGCAACUCCUCCAACAUCAAUUCAACAUUUGGAGCUACUAACUUGACCGGACUCUUUCUUCCACCACCUCUAAACAGUACUACAAACCUAACCACCACUCCGGUGCUGCCAGAUCCAUUUUCCAGUCUGUUGGAAGAGUCUAUGCUGGAUGAAAUUAGCCUGCUGGACCUUGCGAUGGAAGAGGGUUUCAGCCAAGACCAGGCUUCUCAGCUCGAGGAUGAGCUCGAUUCCGACUCAGGUCUUUCACUGGACUCCAGCCAUAGCCCAGCCUCACCUAGCAACUCCGAGACAUCCUGCUCGUCAGCUGCAUCAUCUUCAUCCACCUCUGCUACGUUCUCGGAGGAAGGAGCUGUGGGCUACAGCACCGAUUCAGAGGCGGCCACAGCAGAAGCGGAGGAAGGAGCCGUCGGGGGCUACCAACCAGAGUAUAGCAAGCUGUGCCGCAUGAGUUACCAAGAUCCAUCUCAGUUCCAUGGCAUACCGCAGUUGGAAAAUGUCAAUCACAACCACACCUACAAUCUUCCACUGGCAUCAUCCUACUCUGAGCGUUCUCAGCUGUCCGCAUCCUGCAGCAAGAAAGGCAGAGACAAGCAAAUGCAGCAGACGAAGCUCCAGCCACCACAAGACUGUGUUGACAGGCAGUCUAGCCGUGAUGAACGUAGGGCGAGGGCCAUGGACAUCCCGUUCUCCAAUGACAAGAUCAUUAACCUCCCCGUCGAGGAGUUCAAUGAGCUUCUGGCCAAGCACCAUCUCAACGAGGACCAGCUCUCGCUCAUUCGCGACAUCCGCCGCCGCGGAAAGAACAAAAUGGCGGCGCAAAACUGCCGUAAACGCAAGCUAGACACCAUCCUGAAACUCGAGCAGGGCGUGCAAGACCUGCAACGCGAAAAAGCUCAGCUGCUGAAGGAGAAGAUGGAGUACUGUAAGUGCAUCAGACAGACGAAGCAGAAGGUUCAAAGUCUUUCCCAGGAAUUGUUCGCACAGCUGCGGGACGAGGAAGGCAGACGCUACUCGGCCAGCGAAUACUUUUUGCAGUACGGCCCUGAUGGCGUUCUUCUCAUGCCUCGUAACAUGACCACAGAACAAAGCAACAAGUCCGACAAGAAGCAGAAGGACAAAAAGAAGUGAGGAACUCGAACUGUUGCCCUUUUAUUUUUCGCGAAGGCACUACCAUACAAAGUAUUUCGAAAGGCAAAGGAAGCCUUUUUCUUUGAGACGAUUCUAGCAAGGAAAAGAAAAUUGCAUCAUUGGUUACUCUUCCUGCAUUGGGUUUUCUUUGUUCCUUUUUGGUUCAGAAGUUUUCUCCUGAAAGCGGCAUUAAAGCAGACGUGCUUUAUGUAGUACUGAUUUCUCAUUGAUGUACAGAAAGAUGCAAGCGAACGGGAUACUUUCAGAUGCCAACUGAAAGAACUGUCCAGAACGUGAGGUCAUGGAGGACACCAACAAAAUGUUCUUAAUUGAAAGAACUGUUCGGUAAUGCUCCCAAAAAUGUAGUCGAUGACAAUAAUACACCAUACUAAGAUGACGUUGACCACAAGGAUGCAAAAAUUGUUACAUUUUCAGCAUUAGCGCAUGCUGUGUGUUUGUGAGUACCCUGGGAUUUCAUUGGUGGGUGAGAAGCAGAACCCCUGAGAGCUGGUAGAAGAAGAGUCUACUGAACGCUAGAAGUGAAGCCAAAAGAAACUACAGGCAUGCCAAUACUAACCAAAGGUUGUGUUGUUCCCAUAACGAAUCAUACAGGUCACUCUUUGGAUCCAAAUUCACGUUUUCACUUUAAAAAAAAAAAGAAUAAGUUUGUUAGUCUCACUGGACCGCAAACCUGGAGGGUCAAUGCCAUUUACCAAGGAACUUGGACGGCGAAACGAAUCGCGCUAAUGAGUGAGUUGGAAUUUAGCUUUGGCUUGAUGAAAAGCAUUACAGAUGGAGGAUGGAUACACACUGCAUUAUUACUAAUAAAUCAGCUUCUGUACCCUUUUCAGCACUGUAAAUCAACACUGUAGUUUGCCUAUAAGCUUUUUUCCUCUUCUGCUGGGGAAAGGGUCUCUCAGGCCUUUCUGUCAGCUUUUAAUGUAACUCUCUCCCAUGUGCAUAAACUUUUUAAUAAGCCAUCAGACACGGACACUUGAGUGGCAUCAGUGCAGUUUGCUCCUGAAUCAUGUGAUUGAGUCUGGUGUGUCUUGGUAUACAGGAUUCAUUGAAACGAACCGAGUCGUUUGCUUUUAAAGUUCAUAAUGUUUAGCCUUUGUUGCAGGUCAAAAUGCUCUGUUGCUACUGCAGCUCAUGCUAGUGGCUUUUGUCUGGUGCAGUGGAGGAACGUUAAGAGAUGCUUUUGUUACAGUUGUACUGUCAUUUGAAAAAGGAAUUAAAAUUCUCACCAAAAUAUACGAAUAGUAGCAGGCAUAGGUCGUUAUUACAUUUAAACUACAACUUCUCAUUAGCUGCGUCAGUGUCUUAGCUUUGAUGUGACGUGAACCUGACUUUUUUUCUUUUACCCAAUACACUACUUUUAGUAAAAGUACCUUCAUUGCUAAUUGAGUGAAGCCAUGAAUGGUCUCCUGGCAAAUUAAAGCAGUUAAGCUUGUGCCAAUAACCAACUGGAUCGUGCUUUACUGCAGCCUGAGGAUACAGCUGACUUUAUACACUGACAUAUCAAUGAAUGGGUAGAAAAAACCCGUAACACUGGUGUGAAUGUCUAAUUUACAUGUUGUUCAUCUUCAUCCUGUUCUGUCAGUCUCUGUUGCUUCCAUCUACACUGUUCAUAUAGCACCAUGAGACACAGUCAGUGUCCGUUUUGGUGUGACAUGAAUAAAUAUGCAAGACAUGGUAAUUUUUUGUCUCAGAAAUGGAAAAGAGACUAUCUUUAUGUUACUGGUUACAAAUACUUAGCAUAGUUGGGGUAGAGAUAAUGAAAAAAGAUGAGCGAUUUGUUCACUUCGAUUAACUUUGAAUCCCUGUUACACUGUCAUAACUACUUGCCAUUAAGCACUGUUGUGUUUCGUUCGUCUCGUUCGGUUUGUAAAUAUUUUUGUGUUCUGUAUGUCUCUUGUCCUAAUUGCUUGGUUUAGCCAGGCCUUUUUGCACCUCCUUUGGAUUUGCCUGUUCAGAGUAUUCCUAUAUGAUUUAUGUUGAGAGAUUUGCUGGCAAUCUGGAAUUGUUCUUUUAUUAAUUAUAAUAAACAUUUGUUUCAUUUC